Messenger RNA from Penicillium soppii, 201 nucleotides. RefSeq lists its product as uncharacterized. Lineage: Eukaryota; Fungi; Ascomycota; Eurotiomycetes; Eurotiales; Aspergillaceae. The record is from RefSeq and is a predicted model, not a curated record. The coding region runs from base 1 to 201 and encodes 66 amino acids. The transcript is spliced from 2 exons.
AUGACAGAAUCCACGUUAGUUUGGAGUGCUCGGGACCGGCUUGGUUGUCUGGAUGUUCAAAUGAACGAGAAUAUUAUGGAGGAUAAUGAGGAGGGUGAGGAGGAAGAGAAAGGGCUUCUCGCUUCUUUGCUCGCCCCUCCAGGAGGACAUGACAAACGCACCAGCGGCUCUCGAAAGAUGUUUGUCCUCUGGGUCGUGUAA